Molecule: messenger RNA, 8116 nt
Organism: Dromaius novaehollandiae (emu)
Lineage: Eukaryota; Metazoa; Chordata; Aves; Casuariiformes; Dromaiidae
Gene: GPC5
Product: glypican 5
Exons: 8
Coding region: 131-1846 (571 amino acids)
Biological process (GO): cell migration; regulation of protein localization to membrane; positive regulation of canonical Wnt signaling pathway
Cellular component (GO): plasma membrane; extracellular region; cell surface
Source: RefSeq, a predicted model, not a curated record
CGGGCGGCGGCGGCGGGCGGCGCUCGCAGCCCCCCCGCGGCGGCGGCGGCGGGCGCGGCCCCGGAGGCGGCUCGGCGGCGGCUCGGCCGCGAUCCCUGCGGCAGCGGGCGGCGGGCGCUGCCGGCGGGCCAUGGGGACGAGGAGCCUCUGCCUCGGCGCCCUGGUGCUGCUGCUGCUGGCGGCGGCGGGGGCCGGGGAGCUGCGGAGCUGCGAGGAUGCCCGGAAAGUUUUCCAGCUGCGGCAGCUCGGCCCCGUCAGGGGCUUCCCGCAGACUCCGCGGGCAGGGGUUGAUCUCCAGGUUUGUUCUUCUAAAAACCCAACAUGCUGUACCAAAAAGAUGGAAGAAAGAUAUCAGACCGCAGCAAAGCAGGAUAUACAGCAAGUCCUGCAAACAUCAAGCGCUACAUUAAAAUUUUUAAUAUCUCGUAAUGCAGCUGCUUUUCAAGAAAUCUUUGAAAUGCUUAUCAAACUGGCUGAGAAUUACACAAGCACACUUUUCUGCAACACGUAUAGAAACAUGGCUAUUGACGCUGCUACACAUGUUCAGGAGUUUUUCACUGAUGUUGGGCUUUUCAUAUUUGGCACAGACAUUAGCACAGAGGAAUUUGUCAACAGAUUUUUUGACACCCUGUUCCCAAUAGUCUACAGUCACAUGAUUAACCCCGGUCUGACGGACGUUUCACUGGAGUAUGCCGAGUGCCUCCGAAUGGCAACAAGAGAGAUCAGGCCCUUUGGUAGCGUUCCCAAAAUAGUCACAAGACAAAUGGGAAGAUCCCUUUUGCCCAGCCGGACUUUCUUGCAGGCUCUGAAUUUGGGGAUCGAAGUGAUCAAUACAACAGAUCAUCUGCAUUUCUCUAAAGACUGCAGCAGAGCUCUGUUACGGAUGCAGUACUGCCCCCAUUGCCAAGGGCUGACUCUAAGUAAGCCGUGUAUGGGCUACUGCCUUAACGUCGUCCGAGGCUGCUUGGCUAACAUGGCAGAAGUCGAUCUGCACUGGCAGGGAUAUAUUCAGUCCCUGGAGGAGCUCUCAAGUGCCAUGCAUGGGACAUAUGACAUUGAGCAUGUGCUUUUAAACUUUCAUUCACUUGUUAAUGACGCUCUCAUACAAGCCCAUAUCAAUGGACCAGAAUUAUCUGAGCAGGUUAACAAGAUAUGUGGUCCUCCUGUAAGAAGGCCUACACGGUCACCAGGUUGCUCCUUUGAUCAGAACAAAGAUAAUCGAGGAUUGAAGAUGGUCUCAAGAGACAGUGAAGAAACCCUUGCCGACAGAAGAAAAGAAUUUAUCAGCCACCUCCGGCUCUACAGAGCUUUUUAUGGUGGCCUGGCUGAUCAGCUGUGUGCCAAUGAGUUAGCAGCCGCUGAUGGACUCCCAUGCUGGAAUGGAGAAGAUAUUGUAAGAAGCUACACUCAUCGUGUGGUUGGCAGUGGAAUCAAAGCUCAGUCUGGGAAUCCAGAAGUAAAAGUGAAAGGAACAGAUCCUCUAAUAAGUCAGAUUAUUGACAAGCUGAAACAUAUUAUUCAGCUGUUGCAGGGAAAAUCAUUUCCUAAAUAUGAUAAAUGGGAUCUACGACAAACAGGCAGUGGUGGAAGUGUGGAUGAACAGAUCAGUGGAGAUUGUGAUGAUGAAGAUGGCUGCGAAGGAUCAGGAAGUGGAGAAGUAAAAAGAGUCCUGAAAAUUACAGACUCAGGGAUGCCAGACAAGACGAACCUCAGUGACGUAAAGCAAAUCCAUCAAACCAGUGAUGGCAGCAUUUUAGACACAACUGGAGCAGGAUGUAUGACAAUGGCUGAUUAUAUGACAUUUAUGCUGAUUAGUUUGGUAACACUACUUCUCAGUCUUUGGUAACUGUGCAGCUCUGUCUUGAUAUAUGUGUCUCAUUGUCAUCUCUUUGUCCCCACUCACAAGCCUGGAAUAAGGGAUCUGGUGGAUAUAGCAAUAUUUAUGAAUGCUUGUGUAAUAUCAGCCUCUCUGAUCUUAGGCCUGAAUAUUAACAAAAUUGUUUGUGUAAUUGUCUGCUGUGCCCAGUCAAGUUCUGAAUAGCUCCAAGGACUGAGAUUCCAAUCUGUCUGGAGUGUUUAACCAUCCUCACAGCAAAUUUUUUUUUCUCAUUUUUAAAUAGAAUUUCCUUCAUUUGAAUUUGUGCCUAUGGCUUCUUGUCCCUUAACUGAGCACCACUGAGAAGAGUCUGGCUCCAUCUUCUUUACACCCUCCCUUCAGAUAUUUAUACACACUAAUAAGUUCCCUCUGAGCCUUCUCUACUCCAUGUUGAACAGUCCCAGUUCUCUCAGCCUCUUCUUGUAUGAGAGAUGCUCCAGUUCCUUAAUCAUCUUUGUGACACUUCGCUGGACUUGUUCCAUUAUGGCCAUGUCUUUCUUGUACUGGGGAGCCCAGAAAUGGACCCAGCGCUCCAGGUGUGGCCUCAUCAGGGCUGAGUAGAGGGGAUAGAUCACCUCCCUCAACCUGUUGGCAAUGUUCUGCUAUAAGGGCAAUUGCUUGCUCAUGGUCAACUUGUUGUCCAUUAGAACCCCCAGGUCUUUUUCUGCCAAACUGCUUUCCAGCUGGUUGGCCUCCAGCUUGUACUGGUGCAUGGUGUUAUUCCUGCCCAGGUGCAGGACUCUGCACUUCCUAUUAUUGAACUUCACAAGGUUCCUCCCUGCCUGUUUCCCCAGCCUGUCAAAGUCCCUCUGAAUGGCAGCACAGCCCGCUGGUGUAUCAGCCACUCCUCCCAGUUCGUGUCAUCACUGAACUUGCUGAGGGUGCAUUCGGUCCCAUCAUCCAAAUCGUUAAUGAAGACAUUAAACAGUACUGGCCCCAGUAUGAAUCCCUGGGUUAUACCACAAGUGACUGGCCUCCAGCUGGACUAUUGCUGCUGUCCAUAACCCUACAUAUAAUUGAUAUCAACUGUGGACACAAUUGCUCUACCCUUUGUGCGCCUAUCUUCAGAUAAGUGACCCCUGUAAAACAGAAAGUGUUGAAUUUGCCCUUCUCCCUUUCUCCAGGAGGGGGCGGGGGGGGGGAAGUCUACAGGGUAAACUGAGUUAAUUUUAGUAGAGAUUACUUUCCUAGUUUGGAAAAACUACAUAUUAAACACUACUUAUGUAUAUGCAGAUAUGCAGAUAUAACUGCACUUCAUUUAGAGAUAACAGCAAGGGUAGGAUUCAAUUCUGGAUUAAGAUACCUCAAUCUAUGUAUCUACAUAGAUCAGACAUUUACAUAUGUGCUAGAUGUCUAGGCUGUUGUUGCAGUCAGUAGAAAUACAGGGUAACAUUCAGUUGCCAAAACACAAGCAACUGGUUGAGUAAGGAAACCCACCUAGUCUCUAGCUACUGCAACAAAAAGGCUUAGUCUUCCUGUGGGCCACUGUACUGAGACCCUUGUCAACACAGUCAAUGAAGCCUAGUGAGUUAUUCAGCUAAUAUUAAAGCAAACAUCUAUGAACUCACUUGCCCAAAAUAAAUGUCUUGUGCUAUCAGAGAUUUCCUGGAUCCAAGACAUACUCAUGACACUGGCAUAUACGAUGCAGAACUUAUGGGAAAUUCCGGAAAGCUACUUAAAAGGGAGUCAUCUGGAGUGGCAGCUGGUGACUAGGUGGGAUAUCCUUGUGUAUAUCAAAUGGCACUAGACACAUAUGUGUGGGCAAGUGAACCAUACCACAGAUCUCCAUCAGUAAUACUGAGAGCUUGAAAACUUAGCCCACAUGUUGAUACAUAAAUACAACAUGAAUCCCAACUCAAGUGCUUACACUUUGUAAGCUGAUCCAAGCAAAAACGUUGCACAGUACUAAUGGGACAUUAUAUAUUGCUGUUAUAAGAUAUUAUGAUCAGAUUUGAUUGUUCUGCUGUGACUAAUUCCCAUGACAUUUUAACUAGGAAGUAUUUAAGAGUUUUGUGUGGUUAUUUCCCCUUUACAGUCCAUUGUAAGAGAACAAAGGAAUACACAACAUAAUACUGUGUAUACUCAUACUGUACCUAGAACUCUUCUUGGACUCCAGAAGCAAUUUUAUAUGAGACUAACAUCAAGAAGCAUAUGUAAAUAUUUUUAUUCCUGAAUGCAUGCAUUAGUCAGUAGUGCACACAGUAUAAGAUAGAGGUAAACAGCAAUAAUGUUUAAAAAAGCAACUAAACAUUCGUAAGAGCAAUCCUAUGCCCAGAUAAACAUCAUUAAUAGCCAUAUGUGCCAGUGCGUACAUUUUACUUGACCUCUUUUUUCUUUUGGAGGUUUUGUAAAUCAGUUCUUCAUAUUCACUUAUGUUGCUAUUCCAACAUACACUGAAAUUAUGAUGAAAUUCAGAGAAAGAAAAUCUGAUUUUAUCCUUUUCCUUUUUCAUACCAGCUCAAACCAGCAAUCCAUCUAGUCCACCCCCUUUUUUUCUAACAGUGAUGAGUCCCAGUCAUUUCAUGGGUAACUGAAAAAUGCUUUGAAUAGGAGCUUCAUAAAUGGAACAAAUUUUCCCCUAAUACCCUUUACUUAGAAUUCGAGUUAUAUCCUGAAGCACUUUGCUUCCAUUCCACAGUUUUCUGAGUUCUUUAAGCUGUUACUGAUGGAACCAGGUGUUCACAGUGAGUAUGGUUUAGUCUAUAGCACCUUGGAAACACAAGCUCUAUUUUCAAAUAAUGAUAGUAAUUAGGUCCCAAGGCCUCUUCACACAUAUACACGUUAUUAGUCUGUGUUGCACCUCAGUUUUUUCAUGGACUGCUUCCCUUAUUUUCUGUACCAAAUCUACAAAAGAUCUGUGACCCUUCUGCAGUGGAAAACUAGGUCUCUCCUUCUCAGACACUAGACAUGAAUAAUCUAGGUGUUGGGACACUUCAACAGGCAAUAUAAAUACAAUGAAAGCAAGUCUGGAGCUCCCACAGCCCCAGAAGCUGUGUGCCCUCAUUGACCCUCAUGUCUUAUCUAUCUCUAUGCAACAUCAUGGUCUAGACUUGUGGGUCUGCCAGGCUGCACCACAGGUCUUUCAUAACUUUGGACAUGUUAUAAAGAAUUACUCUUGAUUCUUAAAGAAUCGUAAGAAAUUGUUAAAUAUGCCUCAGAGCAAAGACAGGAAUUCACAGAGUUCAAGGAUGUUGUGGCAACUUGUGUCAGGCUAACCUUGGGGAGCUAGCAUUGCAAAAAUCUGUUGGGAAUCUGGCAGGAUGCUCAAGUGUAGCUCCAGGUAUGGCAAUGGAGAAAAAAAAUCCCUGAAACAUUGCCUGUCUUAAAGCCAACAAUAAAGUGAGGAAUAGUCGUUGGCAAGCACUGAGUAGGAAAAUGUUGAGCAUAGUAUGUAGAGUAUAUUAGAGAAGCUAGGAGCUGAGAAAGAAAAAAGGGCUGAACUGGAGAUCAUGACAGUACAGUGUAUACUCAUCCUUAUCAUACUAAAAUGGUGGGCCAUAUGCAGUAAAGAUGUGAGCCACACUGGGCCAGUUGCCUUGGGAUGCAGAUGUUACUCCCUGCAUACAGGCAGCACAGGACAGUCACUGAGCUCCAAAGAUCCCUAGGUAACCUGAGAAAUGGCCUCUGCGUUUAGGUCACUCUAAGUAUUUUCAAUUAUUUCAACUUAGUCCAAGACUUUUCUGUAACUCACAAAACUUUUGCUGAGUGACAUUUUCAAUUUGUUGUUUUCUUAAGCCCUUUAUAUAAUACCGCUGUUAGCGUUUAAAGUAGGGAUGCUAAAAAUCAUUUCUCACAUAGACAGCUUCUUCAAAUGCUAAACUUGGAAUGGAUAUCAACAUUACAGCUGUGUAUCUGGUCUCAGCACCAUAGAAAAGCUGUGAGCAGAAGGUAAGAAAGCCUUGUAGGGCAUAACUUUCUAGAGGAAAGUAUAGUUAUUUACUUGGAAAAAAGUAUUUUUCAUAAAUCCCUGAUACUUUUAGUUGAUAAUAUUGACCCAUUCUUCUUGGAUAUUCAUUUUAAUUUUCUUUAGAUGCACUUUUAUGUUUAAAUGUACUUGAUUACAAAAGAAGUAUUGAAGUACACUUUGGAUCAUAAAUCGUGUCAAAGCAAUUUAAAUAAAUAUUUUAAGGUGACAGCUUUCCUGAGUGUAGUUGGUGAAAGAGGACAAAAAGCAUUUAUCUCCUUAGGAAGCAAGUAUCAUUGUUACUUUACUGACUAAUAAGAGGUAAAGCAUAAGUGUGGUCAUAUAUCAGAUUCUCUCUGAUCAGAUUCUAUAACUAUAGAAAAAAUAUAUUUUUUUCUAUAUUUUCUAUAACUAUAGAAAAAAACUAUAUUUUUACAUAUUUAAUAAAAUAAUAUUCCUUUUCAGAUUAUAACCAGUUUCUGAUGAACCUAUUUAAGGUUUCAGAUUAAUCUUAGUGUUUCCAUACAUCUGAUCAGAAGCACAAUUAAAAUAGAAGAAAAAACUUUUAAGGGGCUGAUGCUGUCUGUGCUUAAUUUUUUUAAGUUCAUUUCUACUCUGAAGUCAUUGUCUAAGCAUCAAUCUUAUUCAGCAAAUGUUGCCAUUUAUGUGUGUUCUGAGUCAUAACUGAUGAUAACAGAAAAAAAAAAAAAGUUCUUUUUAACUCCAUUAGGCGAAAAAGCUAAUGCAGCCCUAGGAAAAGCCAGAUUCUGCUCUUGCAAAGCUGAGCAAGUUACUAAAAAAGUUCUAGCUACUGAUUCCUUCUUUCUGGUGAUGUGUGAAUAAAAGAAUAUGGCUUGACUUUCAGAUCCAGACAAAACUUGCAUAUCUGGCAGUUGGAAUUGUAUCCUUUACUUUAUUUGGGAACUUGUAAAUAUGAAAUGCCAGAGAUAAUACAGCUGGUACCCCCUGAACCUGUUUUUACCAGCUCAUGUUGAAGAGAAAUAACAUGCUGAGCUUCUGUGGUCAGGAGGUCUUGGUCGAUGCAUCUCAUCACUGCUGAUAGCAUGCAGUGCUGGGCCAGGAUUUCCCACUGUGCAUGCCUAAUUUAGGAGUGACAUCUAUUUUGCUCCAGGUUAGUCAGACAGCCUAAAUCUAUUGGUAGUCUCUUGAACUGAAGCCACAUGAACAUUUUUCUCAGAGGCAGUUUCUGGCUUCCCUGCUUUCCUCCAUGCCACCCACUCUCCUGCUUGUGUCGCUGGUGCAAGAGUACCAACCGCAUCAGGACCACACAGGGAAAUGUGCUGGGGUACUCCUGAUGCAGAGGACUUUGGGGAUCCAGUUCACCUUGCAUCUCUGCAAACAACAGCACUAGGAGAGCUGAGCAGGUGGCCGCAGCGCUCAUGGCAGUUCAGUCCCACAUUCAGUAGAAGGUGGGUGCAAUGUUAGUUACAGCAAAACAUUUUAACCACAUAACCAUAUAGUGCAAAAAAUUGCCUUCACAGUUGCACCUGUGCAAGGAUUCAUACUUCAGCAUCUAAAAUAUGACCAUUAAAAAGAUCAAAACAUAGUCUGAUUUUAUUUGUAUCACUCAACUUAACAUAGCAACACAUAUAAUCCAUACAUAAAGUAUUAUGACCAGUCUUUUUAGUGUCCUGGCAAAAGUGUACUGCCCAAUAAAUACAUUAGUAUACCUUACCGUGAGCCAUUUUCCCUUCUUUGAACCCUAGAGCUAUGUCUGUAGGGGACUGGUAUCAUAGAGUAGGAGAAAGCACUUUCCUGUUUACUUGUACGGUCUUUCAUUUAUUUCUACGUGCAGCCACCACCUUUGUACUGGCUGUUAAAAAUAUUUUUCAUGUCUGUUGCACAUUCCUGCUUUUUGGCAGCCAGAAGUGUUUGUGAAAUCCUUGUUGUUCACUUCUCAUUUUUAAAAAGAUCAGAGGUUUAGUCAAAUAAAGCAAAAUAUUUGAUACUAGUUCUUUGAUAAAGGUAAAGAGCAACAUGAUCCUGAAUAAUAAAUGCUGCUUGUCAUGUAUAUCUAUAUCUUUAGUAAGCUAUAAAAAAUACUUUAUCUGUACUUUCAAAGCAUCAGUAGGACUGAUAAUUAGUGCAUGGGCCAGGUCCUUCUUUUUUACAUUUGUGAUACUAUUGAAUUCCAUGGAUAUAGCUGAAAGCAUAGCUUGGCUUUGUAUUAUCUAUAUGCAAAACUGAAUUGAUAUGUUUAUUACAAUAAGAUUAUUUUUAGAUAGGUAUCACAUCAUUACAGAUAAUAACAAUUUGUAUUUCUCUGUUCUAAAAUGGUUAUAUGUAUACCAUGACAAAUAAAACUAUAAAAUUUA